UAGAGUCUACCUGUAAUCCGUUUGUGUUGUAUAGAGAUGGUUGACUAAUAUUAUGAGAUAGUGCAAGUGAGGUGAGCCCUCAUGGUCUGAUACUUUUGAAGCUUUUUAUUUCAAGCAGGCAGAUGAUUCUGGUGUUGAGGACAAGUCUCACACAAAUAGUGUCAUCUGUUGAGAUGGAUUCGAUGAGUUUAGCUUAUGGCUGUCCUGAUCUCAGAACUCUUGAUCUUUGUGGCUGUGUAUUAAUUACAGAUGAGAGUGUUGUGGCUUUGGCAAACCGGUGUGUACACUUGAGGUCAUUGGGGUUAUACUACUGCAGAAACAUUACAGACAGAGCGAUGUACUCAUUGGUUCAAGCGGUAUGCGAUACAUUCCCAGCACUCCACACUUGUUCAGGCAGGCAUUCACUUGUCAUGAGUGGUUGUCUCCAUUUACAAUCAGUUCACUGUGCAUGCAUCCUCCAAUCUCACGAAACCCACACCGCUUUCCCUCACCGGCUCAUUGAACCGGUGUGUAAGCCAGAAGGUCUUCUCUUUGGUAUAUGUGUACACAUAAAAAAGCCUAUGGUGUUAAUAAAAACUUCUUUGAGUUUACUUCUUGUCUUUUGAUGCAAAAUCUCAAGAUUUUAACAUUAUAUACAUUAUAUCAAUCUUGUAAAUGAUUGCCAAAUACUUAUAUCUAACAAUUUGUUAAGCUUGGUCCAACAAUCACACCAUCAUUAAAGCUUGCAAGAUGAUUUGGUUGAGAAUAUUUAAGCAAAAUUUGAAGCAAAUCAGUAUUAAAAUUAA
Molecule: messenger RNA, 785 nt
Organism: Camelina sativa (false flax)
Lineage: Eukaryota; Viridiplantae; Streptophyta; Magnoliopsida; Brassicales; Brassicaceae
Source: RefSeq, a predicted model, not a curated record